AUCCUCGUAAUUCGUCUGUCCUUCAUAAUGGUUUACCAGCAGCAGGAACUGGUGUACGCGCUGUUUGUCAUGAGUCAGCAAGUGCCUCUCUUGCUGGUGAGACAAGUCAAGAGACAAGGCAAUUAAUGGAACAAAUUGGACAUCUCACAGAAAGAAAUUCACAAUUGCAGAGUCGACUAGAUGAUAGCGAACGAAAACUGUACUGUACUGUCUGGAAACGUACAGUACAGUUUAUUGUUGUUUAGGAGCAGAACAGAUGAAGCCAGAGCUUUGUGUGAGGAGAAAGACAAACAGAUUGAAGAAUUGAUUGAUGAAAGGCAAAGUCUGCAACAUGAAGUGGAGAGACUGAAGGAGGAGACGAGCAAUCAGCAGACACAGUUGUAUUACAAACAGAAAGCUAUUGAUAGUUUACAUAGUGAAAGAGAAGCAAGACAGAGAGAAAUGAAUAGAAUGAGAGAAGAGAAGGGAGAGCUAGAACGAAGGGUAGAAGAGAUGGAUUUAUUGCUGAAAAAUGCAGAGGCAGCAAGUGAAGAUGCAGAGAGAAGAGUAAGGGAGAACGAGGAGGUGCUGAACAUUGCAGCAGAAGACAUACAACUGAGUGAUAAGGAAAUAGGCAGUGGAGCAUUUGGAUCUCAAGCAUUGAAAUCUCCACCAGAUGGAAGAGCAUACCAUGAGAGUGUUGUAAUAGGAGAGAAAAUGUUUGUUUGGGGAGGAGAGACUAAGUCACGUGGUGUCUUUCACUCUCGAGUUAACUUGUUUAGUGUGAACAUGAUAUCUGGGGUGUGGGAUGCUCACACUGCUGAUGCUAAAGACACACCAACACCUUGUCAGGAAGCAUGCAGUGCUGUAGUUGGCAAUACCAUCUAUUCAUAUGGAGGAUUGAUUAGUGUAUCACCAUAUAGAACAUUAGAUGAAUUAUACAAAUUGAACAUUGAGGAGAUGAAGUGGAGAAGAGUGGAAAUAGAAGGAACAAAACCUGCAGGAAGAAGUACAGCAGCAAUGUGUUGUGUGAAUGGCAAACUUAUAAUGAUGGGUGGACAUGGUCCAAUGACAUCAGACAGACGACAUUCACAAGCUGAAUACAAGGAGGAUAGAUCCAUGAGAGGUUAUGGUUGGAACAAUGAAUUAUGGUCAUUUGAUGGUGAGACAGAUUGUUGGUCUCCAGUGUGUGUGACUGGUUCUGAACCAUCUCCACGUGCCCUUCACACACUGACAGCUGUGGAUGAGAAAAGAGUCAUCUUGUUUGGCGGCGUGGAUGAUCAGAAAUAUUUGAAUGAUUUGUGGUUAUUCGAUAUGCAGAAAAAGAUGUGGACUCACAUCACACCAUCUUCUCUAUUGUGGCCACAACCAAGAAGUAACCACACUAUGUGUACAAUAUGCUGUAAAGAUGAAGAGAUUAAGGUGUUACUGAUGGGAGGAUAUGAUGGAAGUGUUAUGAAAGACUGUUGGAUGAUAGAUGUGAUGAGAGGCAGCAGUGAGAAGCUUAUGAUUGAUGGUGAUGUGUUUGCUCGCUGUGCUCAUUCUGUUGGUUGUGUUACACUAUCAGAUGACACGGUAGCCAUCAGUGUAUUUGGUGGUUAUUCCUCAUCUUAUUCUGUUAUCUCCAGUCCAUGUUUCUACCAGUGGAAUCCUCGUCAUUCGUCUGUCCUUCAUAAUGGUUUACCAGCAGCGGGAAGUGGUGUACGUGCUGUUUCUCAUGAGUCAGCAAGUGCCUCUCUUGCUGGUGAGACAAGUCAAGAGACAAGGCAAUUAAUGGAACAAAUUGGACAUCUCACAGAAAGAAAUUCACAAUUGCAGAGUCGACUAGAUGAAAGCGAACGAUUAAAGGAUGAGUGUAAUGUGCAGCUGAGUGUGGAAAGGAGCAGAAGAGAUGAAGCCAGAGCUUUGUGUGAGGAGAAAGACAAAGAAUUACGCAGUGAAAGAGAAGAGAGACAGAGAGAAAUGAAUAGAAUGAGAGAAGAGAAGAGAGAGCUGGAACGAAGGGUAGAAGAGAUGGAUUUAUUGCUGAAAAAUGCAGAGGCAGCAAGUGAAGAUGCAGAGAGAAGAGUAAGGGAGAACGAGGAGGUGCUGAACAUUGCAGCAGAAGACAUACAACUGAGUGAUAAGGAAAUAGGCAGUGGAGCAUUUGGAUCUGUUCGUGUUGGCUACUGGCGUGGCUGCCCAGUGGCUGUCAAACUGUUACACAAGGAACUGGCAAGAGAUCAUUACCAGAGACGUCUGUUUGAACAGGAAGUGUGUGUUUCUUCCAGAUUACACCAUCCCAAUAUUGCUGCCGUGUGUGGUGUCACUCGUCAACUGGAUGCUCCAUUCUGUCUGAUCAUGGAACUAUUACAGGCUUCAUUGUCAGACGUCAUUGAAGCAGCACACGUGAGUGGCAUCUACUUGACAUUGAGAGAACAGACAGAUCUUGCUCAUGAUUGUUUGAGUGGCCUCACAUAUUUGCACAAUUUGCCUCGUCCUAUUCUGCAUGGCGAUAUUCGUCCUACAAACAUCCUCAUCACAUCAGUGAUGAGAGCAAAGAUAGGAGACUUGGGUGCUGCACGUUUUACUGAUGGCUCGCUGUCAGUGGGUCCUAUGAGUACACUGUAUGUUGCACCAGAAAGAUUGGCCAAUAACGCUUUACCCAAUAACCAAAGAGCAGACGUGUACAGUAUGGGAGUAAGUCUGGGAGAAUUGUUUACUGGAUAUCAAGGGAAUCGUGAAGACAGAACAAGACAACUGCGAUCUGUGCGUCAGUGGGAUCUGCGUGUUGUGUGUUGUCAGAUGGCUCAUGAGGAUGGCAGCACUAGAAUGAAGGCAAGCGAGGCUCUCAAUGUUAACGACAGAGUUGUGAGGAGUGAGGAGUACACGAGAUGUGGUCCACGACGUAUGGUGAAGGGAGUGACGGAUGGAGUAAAGAAGGUGACACUGUGUGAGAAACCAUGGUGAACAGAACAGACAGAACAUUGAUAUCAAUGAGUUGUAUUGUUGUCGCACGAGUCUGUUGUAGUAUUAGAUGUUGUCGAUGUGUAGCUAUCGAGUUGACUGUUUGUUAGUUGUCUUGCUGCAUGACUGUAGUGUGAUGGACUAUUGAUGUGUUGUGAUCAGAUGAACAAGCAAAUGUAUUGUUUAUGUGUAU
This is a messenger RNA of Corticium candelabrum, 3118 nucleotides long. RefSeq lists its product as uncharacterized. The transcript has 11 exons. NCBI's taxonomy places the organism in Eukaryota, Metazoa, Porifera, Homoscleromorpha, Homosclerophorida, Plakinidae. The record is from RefSeq and is a predicted model, not a curated record. Gene Ontology annotation, molecular function: protein binding; ATP binding; protein kinase activity. Gene Ontology annotation, biological process: protein phosphorylation. The coding region runs from base 181 to 2928 and encodes 915 amino acids.